AUGAGCCCGGGGAGUCCUCGGAUCCUGUGCCUCGCACUGUCCGUCCUCACUUGCCUCCAAAGAGGGCGGGCCAUCGACUGCUUCAAGUGCGUCUCGAUCGAUGGCGACAACAAGCCCUGCGAUGACCCAUUUCAUAACAAUGGGAGCCUCGCCUUCUUGGAAUCGCCCUGCUUGGGCGGUCGAAAAGGGCGGGACGGUCUCUUUCCGGCGACGGCCUGCAUCAAAAUCGCCGGUGUAUACGACGAAUCCGGCGAGUCUCUCAUGGUGAGGGGUUGCGCGCUAGACAGCGGCACUCUGACUACCGACUCCGAGAUCAUCAGGAUGUCCCACUGCGGCGGAUUCUAUUUCGACGACAAGUACGUGCGCGGAUGCGUACAGUCUUGCAGCGACGCGGAUGCGUGCAACGCGUCGUCAGGGGAAUUGGCAACGCUGAUCGCUUUGAUACUGCCGAUCUUCGCAGGACUACUCUAGUAACGCGUGCUUUUCGACACGAUGAUGAAUGUGUGUGUAUGUACAUACGCAA
Messenger RNA from Dinoponera quadriceps, 523 nucleotides. RefSeq lists its product as uncharacterized. The transcript has 4 exons. The record is from RefSeq and is a predicted model, not a curated record. NCBI's taxonomy places the organism in Eukaryota, Metazoa, Arthropoda, Insecta, Hymenoptera, Formicidae. The coding region runs from base 1 to 471 and encodes 156 amino acids.